This is a messenger RNA of Manduca sexta (tobacco hornworm), 997 nucleotides long. RefSeq lists its product as uncharacterized. The record is from RefSeq and is a predicted model, not a curated record. Lineage: Eukaryota; Metazoa; Arthropoda; Insecta; Lepidoptera; Sphingidae. Gene Ontology annotation, molecular function: DNA binding. The transcript has 2 exons. Bases 189 to 953 code for a protein of 254 amino acids.
UAUUUAGUGUAAACUUGUUAAGCACGUAACACGCGAUGGCUCGAUGGGGCGACGAGAAAACUUUAAAUUUUAUUAGUAUGUACCGCGACCAUGAAUGUUUGUGGAAUGUUCGGUCUCCUUUAUAUAAAAACUAAAUUUCUAGGCAACAAGCAUACCAAAGUAUCUUAACCUCUUUGAACGAUAAAUAUAUGGAUUUAAAAAGUCUUAAAAUCAAGAUAAAAAACCUAAGAUCGAUCUACCAUACAGAACUUAAAAAAUUGAGAGAUUCUAAACGUUCGCCCGAUGGUUCGGUGUACAAGUCCAGUUUGUCUUGGUUCGACGAGAUGCAUUCGUUUCUUGGUGAUCUAGCAGAAAACCCCGACACUAGUAGUGAAACAGAACUUCAAGUACCAUCAGCAGAUAACUCCGAACUGCUGAUACAAGACACCAGGCUAUUUACAAAUGAAACAACAUUCCAUUCAAAGUCGCCAUCGUCUACCAGCAUCAGUCACACCGUCACACCAGCAUCAGAUCAGCAUCCCUCGAAACCCAAACAGCGAAAGCUUGCACGAAAAAAACGACACGAGUCGAAUGACAAUUCAAUUCCAAAUGCCAUACAAGAGCUAGAAAACAUAUCUAGAAUCGUAAAUACGCAAACUUUGCACACGGAAGACGAAUUUCAUUACUUCGCUUUGAGUGUAGCAGCACAAUUAAGAAGUCUACCUUUACAUAUUGCGGUGGACACACAGAGCAAAAUACAAAGCAUGCUGUCCGCUGUAAGACUAUCAUAUAUAUUUUCCAAUAAUUCAUCACCAUCAUCACGCAAUCACAAUUCUUCAGACCAACCAUCGUGUUCGGCUCAAGACGGGGACGCACAGGAUGUGUCUGGCGAAUUUGAAAGAAACGAGAUACCGACACCGCAUUUUGAACAAGCUGUUAUUGCAACUAUUAAACAAGAAUCCGAAACAGACUAAUUUUCUUCAUUUUUAGUUUUUAAAUAAAUAAGUAUUGAACCUGA